AUGUGGUGUGACAACUGUCUACUACUCUUGCCUUUGCUCUACAGCCUUGCUGGUGGCAUCUUCCUUCUCGUGGUGGGACAGUACAUUUACUUUGUUUUCCCGGAAUGGUACAUCUAUGGGGGCAUUUCAAUCGGUGUAGCUUCCGCCGCUGCCAUCAAUAUCCUCGCGCUUUCAAACAGGUCAUACAUUUGGACGCGAGUGUGUAAGUUCCUAUGGCCCUUCAUUGUAGUCAUAUGUGCUAUCCGAGCGAUUAUCAUGAUUUUGGAGCUUCAACGAGGGAAAGACAAGAUUACCUGGGAAUGCGACCAUGGAGGGCAACUUUGGACCGAGUCUGUCGCUAAUGGUUACGACAAUGGGCAUCCGAUACCAAGCGGAUUUUGCGCCUCGGGCUUUUCGAGCCUGUAUGCAGCAUUCAUUGUUGGCUUGCUCAUAGAUCUUGUCUUUCAGCUCUACAUGCUCUUUCUGAACUGGCGCUUCUCAAAGCGCCUGGAACAUUACCGGGAGAUGAAAGGUCCGUUCUAUGGGGGGUACUACAACUCAUAG
This is a messenger RNA of Fomitiporia mediterranea MF3/22, 543 nucleotides long. RefSeq lists its product as uncharacterized. Bases 1 to 543 code for a protein of 180 amino acids. Lineage: Eukaryota; Fungi; Basidiomycota; Agaricomycetes; Hymenochaetales; Hymenochaetaceae. The record is from RefSeq and is a predicted model, not a curated record. The transcript has 8 exons.